Messenger RNA from Puccinia graminis f. sp. tritici CRL 75-36-700-3, 2481 nucleotides. RefSeq lists its product as uncharacterized. Gene Ontology annotation, molecular function: hydrolase activity, acting on acid anhydrides, in phosphorus-containing anhydrides; DNA helicase activity; DNA binding. Gene Ontology annotation, biological process: establishment of sister chromatid cohesion; nucleobase-containing compound metabolic process. Lineage: Eukaryota; Fungi; Basidiomycota; Pucciniomycetes; Pucciniales; Pucciniaceae. Gene Ontology annotation, cellular component: nucleus. The coding region runs from base 1 to 2481 and encodes 826 amino acids. The transcript is spliced from 22 exons. The record is from RefSeq and is a predicted model, not a curated record.
AUGGUUAACCACAACGAAAGCUCUGGGCUCUUGGCUCUCAGUCCACCCGAGCAGUUCUCCUUUCCAUUCGAACCGUAUGAAAUCCAGAGACGUUUCAUGCGCGUCUUGUUCGAGGUGAUCGAGCAUCAGAAGGUCGGCAUCUUUGAAAGCCCCACCGGAACGGGCAAAUCACUCUCCUUGAUCUGCGCUGCUCUUACUUGGCUCGAAUUGGAUCGAAGGAGGGCAACCGAAGGGACACUGGAGCAAUUAUUCGCAAAACUCAAGGCUGAAUCCCCACAGGAACCUGAUUGGAUACUCGAACAACAUGUCGAACGCAAGCGGCGUGAGUUGAUAGCCGAAGAAGAUGCACUAGAAGAGCGGCUUCAGGCCAUUCGUAACCAAGAAGCAGAAUUGAAGAGGAAACAAAAGUCUAGUCGCCAGCACCCACAUCAAUUCAAAAAGCGCAAAAUUGAAAACGCUCAUGAUGACUCCGACGAGGACUUCGCACCAGAAUCAACUAAUGAGGCAACCGAUGAAGUCGGUCCAAACGGACUUCCACGAAGUGUACAAGAAAUGCUCGACAAAUACACUGGUCCAAAGCCUCAACAUCGAGAGGUCGAAUUGGAGCCUGACUGUGUCAAGAUCUAUUUCACAUCGCGGACCCAUUCACAGUUGAAUCAGUUCAUCUCAGAAAUUCGCAAGACCACCUUUCAAGAUAAGGUCCGGGUAAUCACUCUUGGCUCUCGUGCAAACUUAUGUAUCAACCGAAGCGUACGAGACAAAGCCCAGACCUUAGAAGCAAUCAAUGAAGCAUGCAUGGACCUCCAGAAAUCAGACAAACGAUGUCCACAUCUUCCCUCUCUAGACGAACAGGACAGGAUGAACGACUUUCGUGAUCAUGCAUUGGCUCAAAUUCAUGACAUUGAAGAGUUAGCCGAAUUAGGCAGGGUACAGAACUGUUGCCCGUACUAUGGAUCCCGUAAGGCGGUGAGAAGAGCUCAGAUUGUCACCCUCCCUUACAACUUGCUUCUCCAAAACUCGUCACGCGAAGCUCUUGGCAUAUCUUUGGAAAAAAAUGUAGUGAUUGUUGAUGAGGCACAUAAUUUAAUUGAUAGUAUCCUGGGGAUUCGUGCUGUAUCAUUGUCCAAUACUUUGAUCAGCCAAAUCCACAAAGCUUUUGAUACUUACGUCAAUAAAUUCAGUCCAAAAUUGAAAGGGACGAACCUGGCCCAUCUAAAGCAUUUACUGAGAGUGUUCAAAUGCUUGCUCAACUUCUCAAAGAAUUGGUCCAAAAACGUUCCUCCGAAUAAAGUCCGGCAUGAAGAAACUGUGACGACGAAUACUCUGUUAGAGAAUUCUGGUGUUUUGGAUCAGCUGAAUGUUCUUGAGCUUGAGAAAUACCUUCACGAAAGCAAAAUUAUCAAUAAGGUGGCAGGUUAUGCCACCAAAGGCGCAGACGUGGAAAAGAAAAACCAGAGCGCGCAACAAGCUGAUUCAAAUUUCUCCCGAUCUCGCUCGACUUUGGUUACAGCAUUCUACAAGAUGCAAGCCUUCAUAUUAGCCAUGUCGAAUGCAGAUAAGGAUGGAAGAAUCCUGAUGGUCUCAGAAAGAUCCACUGCAUCCGAUCAACCUACUAUCACCAUCAAGUAUCAACUUCUUGAUGCUUCGUCAAGCUUUUCAGAUAUCGUUUCCGAAGCAAGAUCAGUAGUUUUAGCAGGUGGAACCAUGGCCCCGUUAGAUGACUUCCAUUCACAGUUGUUCCCAUUCGUCAGCCCAGAGAAAAUCUUGGAUUUUUCUUGUUCGCAUAUUGUUCCCCCAGAACAUUUGUUGGUCAGGGCUGUAUCUAAGGGGCCCAUGGGCACGAAUCUUCAGUUAAAGUUCAGCUCGAAGGACGAUCCAAAGAUGCAGAACGAUUUGGGUCAAUCCGUUGCCAAUAUUUGCAACAUCAUCAAAGAUGGAGUUAUUUGUUUUUUCCCGUCCUAUGCUUCCUUAGAUACAUUAACGGACCGAUGGAAGAAGACUGGGCUUUGGACACGUCUCGAAAAUAAAAAGAAGAUCUUUAUUGAACCGAAGAGUGCAGCGGAUGUUGAUAAGAUACUGAAUGGAUACUCGGCAGCCGUCAAUCAAUCAACAAAUCCAACCUCUGUAUCUGGUGGAGGAUUGAUGCUUGCUGUCGUCGGAGGAAAACUCUCGGAGGGUAUCAAUUUCUCCAAUAAUCUUUGUCGGGCUGUAAUUGUUAUUGGGAUCCCUUAUCCCAACUCUCAAUCGGUCGAAUUGAAGGAACGAAUCAAAUAUGUUGAGAACUUGAAAGGUGCCCAAAAAGAUGCCGGCAAAAACUUCUAUGCUAACUUGGCGUUCAAGGCAGUGGUAGAGCGAUCAGACAUUCCAAGGAUUGGCUGGGUUCAAAACUACGGAGGGCUUUGGCUCACUUAUCAAAGAUCUGGCUCAGUUUUACAAUCAACGAAGACGGGACGACUCUUGUAUGAUUGGAGCGCUUUGUGA